This is a messenger RNA of Aegilops tauschii subsp. strangulata, 1964 nucleotides long. Its product is annotated as transcription factor bHLH144. The record is from RefSeq and is a predicted model, not a curated record. Lineage: Eukaryota; Viridiplantae; Streptophyta; Magnoliopsida; Poales; Poaceae. Gene Ontology annotation, molecular function: protein dimerization activity.
AUUCAUUCGUUUCCAUCACUGCGCUGCGCCGCGCGGUGCUCUGCUCGCCAUCCUCCUCCUCCUCCCCCUUCCUUCCUUCCUCUCUGUAUCUACUCAAAAGGAGUGCAAGGCAAAAAGAAUCAAUAGAGAGAGGGGGAGGGCAAGGCGGGGCAUGAACCCACGCACGCACGCACGCACGCACCAAUCCGAGCAUCCAACGCUCCCUUCAUCCCUUGUAUAAAACCCCGCGCUGCGGCCAGCGCCUUCCAUCCAUCCAUCCGCUCUGCUCCUCCCUGCUCUCCACCGGCCUGCUUGCUUGCUCGUCGGCCGCGAUUCCUCUUCCGUCCAGAUCAUCCAUCCACAGUUCCACACCAUACGCACCUCGUCGACUGACUGAGUAGGAUGCCGUGGGUGGUGCUCUUCCAUGUCGUCCUCUGAUCAUCGCCGCCGCUCCGCCGAUCGACAGCGACCCAGGAGGACAUGCGAGCUGGGUUCAACGGGCCUGACGCGAUCGUUAUGACAAGUGGCGCCGUCGCGUAUUACUACAGAUUGACGCAAGUCUGCCAGGUGAAAAACUAGCCGAAUACUUCCGCCAGCUGCUCAAGCCCGUGACGUAGAUUCGACCACAAAAUCCCACACAUCCACCAGAGACAAUUCCAUCCAAAACAACCUCAAACCCAGACAGACUGACUGCAUCAAUUUUGAACUGAACCCUUGAAUUCUUAGUUCGUUUUCCUUCCAUUCGAAUUUCGAAAGCAACACCUGUCAUUUUCCUUGAAUUCUCCACCGAACCGAUCCAUCCGCAAAGACAUCUCCAGGAGUUGAGCAGCUAGCAGCAACAAGUGAAGCGAUGCAGGGAGAUCCAGGCUACGGGUACGGUGGCUACGCCGCCGGCUACGGCUACGGCUACGGCGGUGGCUACGGCGCCGGCUAUGACAUGGCCGGGUACGGCAACGGAGCCGGAGGAGCCUACUACACCAACGACCGGUACCCCGCGGCGGCGCCGCCUGCCUAUGAGGACCCGCUCGCCGGUCGGAGGCAGCACGACUUCCCGGCUCCGCUCACCGGGCUCGAGUUCCAGCCGUCAGAUACCUGCCCCAAGAACUACGUCAUCUUUGAUCAGACCUAUGACCGGAGCAGGGUGAUGUACCACCCGUCGCUGGCCAACAACUUCGGCUCCUCCGGGGGCUACGACCAGCACUGCAACAACGGCGGCUACGACCAGAACUACGUCGGCAAGAGCACCUACUACGGCGGCGACCAGGACGGAGGCGAGUGUUCAAUCCGGCAGAAGGAGGACACCGACGAGAUCGACGCGCUGAUGAGCUCCGGGGACGGCGACGAGGAGGACGACGUGCUGAGCACGGGUCGCACGCCUGCCUGCCGCGGAGGGGGCUCGCCCGACUCCACCUGCUCCUCCGGGUACGUGGUGAGCGUCAGCCCGACUGGCAACGCCGCGGGCGCCGGCGGGGGCGGGGAGAGGAAGAAGGAGCGGAUGAAGAAGAUGAUGAAGACGCUCAAGGGGAUCAUCCCCGGCGGCGACCGGAUGGACACGCCCGCCGUCCUGGACGAGGCCGUCAGGUACCUCAAGUCGCUCAAGGUGGAGGUGAAGAAGCUCGGGGUGCGCGGAUCAAGAAGCUAGGGAGGGACAGCGACCUCACAUGGCAAUGCAGGUCGAGCCAAUGAUGGAGGCAGAUAAGACGGGGGAGUUGGUGCUCGCUCCUUUUUGCGCUGCCAUGAUGAUACCAUCCCGUGGAGCUCUCGAGGAUCAGUGGAAAGGAAUGAUAUGGAAGGAUUCAGUUGCCGCACGCGCCGAUCUCUCGCCCCUCCCUCCCUCUAGCUGCGUGCGUGCCUGGAUUGUUGCUUUGCUUUUGUAGAAGUUGCUGCUUUUCUUCCGCCCUCCCCCGCCCCCUCCCUGUCGUAUCUCUAGGUGCCGGCUGGUGUUGUAACUUGCAUGCUGAUUAUAUACACCGUGUUUUUGUUUA